AUGGCGCCUGUAUUCUACCGAGACAUUGAUACGGUCAAGGAGCAUGUGAUACCACCAGAGUCAGGAACGGUCGUUUCGUCGGCGGCGAAAGAAGCAGCUAUGAGUCCAAAUGGUAGUCGUGUAUCGCAGAUUGUGGGCGAUAACAGAUUGUGGGACGGCAUUUCAGUGAGAACACCCACUUAUAUGCUUGGGCUAUUUGAGAAUUGGAGGACCAAUAUCAAUUUUCAAGUCGCCAGGGCGUGCGAUGCGCUUGAUAAAGCGUCAAGCAAGUAUUACAGGGAGGAAAGGAGAAUCACAACCACGAUAGCCAAUUUGCAUUCUGACCCAAGAGAAGAGUUACUACCAGGAUUAACAUACUCGCUAGUUGCUGCAAUGUCGGGUUCCAUUUUGACCAGAAACAAGAAUAUACUUUUCCGUUUGACUGCCCCAAUUGCGUUUGGUGCUGCAUGCUGCUCUUACGUUUUGCCCGUGACUUUUGGAAACACCAUGGAUUUGCUUUACGGGCUCGAAAAGGGUGUUUUUCCACGGUUUGCCGAUGGGCAAAGAGCAGUCUACGUGAGGGUCCACGACCUUAUGACAAAAUCGAUAAACGGAGCCGAAAAAAUUACUUCUACCGUAUCUUCAUCACUGACCUGUUCAAUGCGCACGAUCAAGGACUGGACGGGGCUUAAUGUCUAG
This is a messenger RNA of Lachancea mirantina, 678 nucleotides long. NCBI's taxonomy places the organism in Eukaryota, Fungi, Ascomycota, Saccharomycetes, Saccharomycetales, Saccharomycetaceae. The record is from the annotation of a GenBank genome assembly.